AGUCGAUAAAAAUUGGAGAACUUUGACAGUUGACAACUUGACGUAAAGUGACGACAGUUUUUAACUUUUGAACUUUAAAAUAAGUUUUGUAAUUCGUAUAGUUUUGUAUAUAAUUAUGCUGUAAUACAUUGAAUAUGGCCAAAAUAGCGGAAAUAAGAUUAUUAUUCGAAACAAAAAUUAAAGAUGGCAUCCCCGAUCCGCCUGGCCCUUUCGAUCCGCGAGACUUGGAACGAGUAAAAAGUGAUAAAUAUUUGUAUCGCGUGUUGGAACAUUCGCAGAAUAAUGUUCAGCAAGCCGUCCAAAUGCUAUACGACAUAAUGGCGUGGAGAAAAACAAAUAAAGUCAACGAAAUAAACGAAGAUACAGUGAAUAUAGAUUAUUUAAAAGAAGGCAUAUUUUUUCCUCACGGCAGAGACAUAGAUAGCUGCUUACUAUUCAUAUUAAAGUCUAAACUUUACGUAAAAGGCACAAAAAAUGUAGAGGAAGUUAAGAAAGUUGUUAUUUAUUGGCUGGAACGAAUUGAAAGGGAGGAAGAUGGCAAAAAGAUUACAUUAUUCUUUGAUAUGGACGGCUGUGGCUUAAAUAACAUGGAUAUCGAAGUUAUAAUGUAUAUGAUCACGUUAUUGAAAAGCUAUUACCCGUAUCUCAUAAACUAUAUUAUAGUUUUUCAAUUACCAUGGAUAUUGUCAGCAGGAUUUAAAAUUAUAAAGGGUAUUCUGCCUUCUGCAGCAGUAGAGAGGCUCAGAAUGGUAAACAAGGAUAAACUGAAGGAAUUGGUCGCGCCAGAACAAGCUUUGACUUGUUGGGGUGGUAGGAAUGAUUAUGUCUUCAAAUUUGUUCCAGAGAACAGGGUAAAUGUCGAUAAAACAAUGAAAAAUGUUACAUUUGCCGAGGAUGAUAAUCAACAUUCACCAGGAGAAAUGUUAAGCUUGAAUCCAGGUAAAUUAUUAAUGUUUAAAUUGGAAAAUGAUAGAAUAGUUGCUCAAUUGACUAUCAUGAAUAUGGAUGAAAAUUGUAUAUCAUUUAAAAUAAGAACCACGGCUCCCGAAAAAUAUACUGUUCGUCCGAGUUCCGGUAUACUGGCAAGUAAAACAUCACAGACUAUACAAAUUAUUGUGAGUUCCGGUUUCCAUAUAACCUCUGUGGUAAGAGACAGGUUUCUAGUUGUAUCAAUACAAGUUCCAAGUUCUAAUAUAUCCGCAAAAGAUUUAAGUAAAAUAUGGAAGAAUGCUGACAGCAAAGCCGAUGAAUAUAGACUGAAAUGUUCCUGUAUAGAGUUCAAGGAAAACAAAAAAAUCGAACCGAGCAAAGAUCCAGAAUCAAUAGUUUAUAAAUUAAAUAAUUUACAAAACAAUCAUAAUACGCUCGUAAAGAGCUUAGAAAUGUUGCAUAUGUACCAACUGUUCUCCAUGUUUCUUAUAUUCCUUACAAUCGUUUUGGGAUAUUUAGCUUUUAAAAAUACGAAACACUGUCAGUAUUAAUGCAUGUGUCAAUUAUUUAUAUACAUCAGAUUUGCGAAAGUAACUCUGUCUGGUCAAAAAAAUGAACGAAAUUUGAUGAAAUUUAGUAUGAGGCAUGCUUAAACUUC
Molecule: messenger RNA, 1588 nt
Organism: Vanessa tameamea
Lineage: Eukaryota; Metazoa; Arthropoda; Insecta; Lepidoptera; Nymphalidae
Product: motile sperm domain-containing protein 2-like
Exons: 1
Coding region: 135-1481 (448 amino acids)
Cellular component (GO): endoplasmic reticulum-endosome membrane contact site; endomembrane system
Source: RefSeq, a predicted model, not a curated record